Messenger RNA from Anarrhichthys ocellatus (wolf-eel), 1736 nucleotides. RefSeq names its product major facilitator superfamily domain-containing protein 12-like. Gene Ontology annotation, cellular component: plasma membrane. NCBI's taxonomy places the organism in Eukaryota, Metazoa, Chordata, Actinopteri, Perciformes, Anarhichadidae. Gene Ontology annotation, molecular function: symporter activity. The transcript has 8 exons. Gene Ontology annotation, biological process: carbohydrate transport; pigment metabolic process involved in pigmentation; regulation of melanin biosynthetic process. The record is from RefSeq and is a predicted model, not a curated record. The annotation marks the transcript as partial.
UGUCAUGCUUUCGUCAUCGUCAUUGCCCGUUCCGCUUUGUCGUUUACAUCUGUUUAUGUCGCCAGAUAUUCUUUACCAGUGUAGCUAGUUAGCUAAAGGUUAAUGGUGUUUUCCGUACCGAGGUGGAUUUACAUUUACCGCUGCUGCCAUUGAACGAAAUGUACGAAGAAAAGGCGCACGAGGGGUUUAAAUGUGUGGUCACUGUUAAUGGGACCAACCUGACAGAAAGCUGAGGCACAACAGCUCUAAUACGUGUAAUUGUUCAAGCUAGUUAGGUGUCGAAAUGUAAGGGGAGAAGUUCCGCGAUGAAAGCCGCUUUUAGUCCUCUGGUGUGAAUCGGUUUCGCUUCACAUGCUUCCUCCUCAGACGCUCCUCCUGGCUUUGACACAGCUCUCCACUGUCACCUGAUUACAAGGAAACCGACACCGAGAUAGAGGGGAACGUCUUUGUGUCCUACCAAAGUAUAUAUACCAAAGUAGAACUUGCUGAACGGACUGACACGAUGAGGAGUGUGUGUGAAAUGCUGGUGACAUGUGAAAAGGGGAACUGAGAAAUGGUCUGUAGUCAUUCAGCUCUGUCGACCAACUUUAGCUAGUUUAUUAAACUUGGUUUAGCCCUGUCAAUGUAGCCGCUGAAGGUUGGUGUUGAGCUUUUCCUCAGUGUUUCGUCUCCCACGAGCCAGCAUGUCGGACACGGAGAGGUCUCUGCCAGCCCUCAAGAGACUCAGCUAUGCGGUGGGACACUUUCUGAACGACCUGUGUGCCUCGAUGUGGUUCACAUACCUACUGGUGUUCUACCACUCAGUCCUGGGAUUCGAGAACACAUAUGCAGGUGUGUUGCUGCUGGUUGGCCAGGUAGCUGAUGGCAUCUGUACGCCUCUCAUUGGCUAUGAGUCAGACCUAACGCCUGGCUGUGGCAACUACGGCAAGAGGAAGACAUGGCAUUUAGUUGGUACACUGAGCGUGAUGCUGUCCUUUGCCUUCAUCUUCAACCAGUGUCUGGGCUGUGGCUCCCUCACCCCUCAGUGGGCCAGUUUGACCUACUUCAUCCCGUUCAUCAUCGUCUUUCAGUUCGGCUGGGCCGCCACCCAGAUCUCCCACCUGUCUCUCAUUCCAGAGCUGGUCACCUGUGAGCACGCUAGAGUCGAACUCACUGCAUACAGGUAUGCGUUCACAGUAAUAGCCAACAUCACAGUGUAUGCAGUUGCUUACCUGCUGUUCCACAUCCAGGCCAGAGAGGAUGACGACCCGCUCAGUGACAUGCUCGGACCACAAGAUAUCCAUGUCUUCAGGAAUCUGGCGUUGAUCGUGCUGGGCAUCGGCGCUCUCUUCUCCCUCCUCUUCCACCUGGGAAUCGCAGAGAGGAGCCCUGGAGCAGAUGGGGAGGCUGGAGGAGAGCAGGGGAGGAAGAGGAUGGAGGAAGAUGAGCCGAGGCCUCUUCUGCAGUGGAAAUGUUGGCUGCAGCAGCCUUCUUUUUAUCAGGUGGCCUUACUCUACAUGUCCACCAGGUUAAUGGUCAAUCUGUCUCAGACGUACAUCUCCAUGUAUCUCAUCAACACUCUGGGGCUGCCCAAGAAGUUCAUCGCAACGAUCCCACUCGUGAUGUACCUGAGUGGCUUCCUGUCCUCCUUCAUCAUGAAGACUGUCAGUAGACUCAUUGGAAAGUGUCUCACCUACUUCGUGGGCCUGCUGCUGAUCAUGGCAUUCUCCUACUGGGUGCUUUUGGACGAGAAGAUG